GUGGCUGUUUUUUCUACCUGUUGAGCACGGCUUUCUGUGCCCAAAAGCUGGGUUUUAAGACAGCUUGUUGACCAAUUGAGUCCAUCCCUUGCUCAGAUUACUUCUCUUGCCAGGUCUCAUGAAGGUAAAGGCUUCAGAGACGAUGCCUAUAUCGUGUUAGGGACUACAUAUAUUGGCAGCAGCUGCAGUACCAAGUGUCACAGAUGGCAUAACUGGGCUGAGGACAUUUGCUGACAUAAAACUGGGAAUGUCUCCAGCAUUCAGCCACCAUGCUUUUAUAUCAUUUAUCAUUUAUAUGAUCUAGCUGACUAAAUAUGCUUGAUAAAUCUGGAAUCUUCAACACUUCAUCAGCGCCAUAUUCAAAGCAUAGCAUCCUUGUGCAGGUUGAUAUAACAAUCAUAAUCACAAAGCAGAGGGUGGGUUGUAAGUCCAUAUUACUUCACGAGCCGUAAAGUGAGCGUACUUCGUAUCUUCUCGCCAUUCAUGCAGUUGUUACAGCGAGCACACUCAGGACGGCACAGAAAAGAACCUUCAGAAUCAGCCGGUUUGGGCUGGGUUGCCACGGGCACUACUCCGCACCACAGCGCACCGCCACAAGGGAGCAGCGCUGCGCUGACUGACAUUCCCGCCUCAGGCGGGGCCAAUGGACGCUUCUCCGCCGCACGCCCGCUCCCUUCCCUCCCUCCGCGGUCACAUGAUGGAGGCACGGCAUCAUCACGCUUCGCGUCAGCUGGUAAUGCCGGAAGUACUGCGCGCUGGAGCCGUGAGCUACAAUCAUGGCAGCAGUCAGCAAUGAGUCCCGCCAUCCUGUGGAUCCUGGAAGUUCGAAGCUGCAGUUUGCUCCCUUCAGUAGUGCCUUGAACGUAGGAUUCUGGCAUGAACUAACCCAGAAGAAGCUCAAUGAGUACCGAUUAGAUGAGACUCCAAAAGUUAUCAAAGGAUACUACUACAAUGGCGAUCCUUCAGGUUUCCCAGCUCGUUUGACGUUGGAAUUUAGUGCCUUUGAUAUGAAUGCUCCAAUACCAGCACGUUGUUGUCCUGCUUUCGGAACAUUGUAUAAUACCAACACUUUCGAGGCUUUCAAGUCCUGUGAUAAAAAAUCACUUUUGGAAAAAGAAGCAAAUGAGCAUCCAGAAAUCAGGAAGUGUCUAGUUUAAAGUGAAUUACUGCAGUCCAUCUAUCAAUGUGACAAAGUGAUGGGAAACAGCCAGAAGUUUGAGAUAAGGCAAGAGAAAGGUGACUGCCAAAGGAAGGGG
Messenger RNA from Meleagris gallopavo (turkey), 1256 nucleotides. The record is from RefSeq and is a predicted model, not a curated record. Lineage: Eukaryota; Metazoa; Chordata; Aves; Galliformes; Phasianidae.